Phodopus roborovskii (desert hamster) is the source of this 1993-nucleotide messenger RNA. Its product is annotated as bile acid-CoA:amino acid N-acyltransferase. The transcript is spliced from 5 exons. The record is from RefSeq and is a predicted model, not a curated record. Gene Ontology annotation, cellular component: peroxisome. The coding region runs from base 67 to 1326 and encodes 419 amino acids. Gene Ontology annotation, molecular function: fatty acyl-CoA hydrolase activity. Gene Ontology annotation, biological process: fatty acid metabolic process; acyl-CoA metabolic process. NCBI's taxonomy places the organism in Eukaryota, Metazoa, Chordata, Mammalia, Rodentia, Cricetidae.
UGUGUAUAUUUGUUAGGUUUUGGUGAAGAUAUUCCUGAAGAAUUGUUCAAGAUUCUGACUGCAAAAAUGGCCAAGCUGACAGCCACUCCUCUCAGUACACUUGUUGAUGAGCCUGUGCACAUCCGAGUCACAGGCCUGACACCCUUUCAGUUGGUAUGCCUUCAGGCAUCACUGAAAGAUGAGAAAGGGAAUUUGUUUGGUUCUAAGGCCUACUACAAGGCUAAUGAAGUGGGGGAGGUGGAUCUGGAGCAAGAUUCCUCACUUGGGGGAGACUAUAUGGGUGUCCACCCCAUGGGUCUUUUCUGGUCCUUGAAACCCGAAAAGCUGUUGAGUCGACUGGCAAAGAAAGAUGUGACUAGACCCUACCAGGUCCACAUAGAACUUUUCAAGCCACACUUGCCAAUAAAAGGUAUAGUUAUCAGUCCACCAAUGGAUAGCCUGACGUUGGAAAGAUGGUAUGUAGCACCUGAUGUCACAAGGAUCCAUGUAAAGGAAGGCCGCCUCCGGGGAGCCCUCUUUCUGCCUCCAGGAGAAGGGCCUUUCCCAGGGGUCAUUGACUUGUUUGGGAGCACUGGUGGACUGAUUGAAUUCCGGGCCAGUCUUCUGGCCAGUCAUGGCUUUGCAGCCUUCGCUUUGGCUUACUGGGGCUAUGAUGACCUGCCCUCUCAUCUGGAGAAAAUAGAUCUAGAGUAUUUUGAAGAAGGUAUAAAGUUUCUCCUGAGUCAUCCUAAGGUCUUGGGCCCAGGUGUUGGUGUUGUUUCUGUAUGCAAAGGAGCAGAGGUUGGACUCUCCAUGGCUAUUAACCUAAAACAAAUAAAAGCCACUGUACUUAUCAAUGGGCCUAAUUUUGUUACCAGUGAUCCACAUGUAUAUCAUGGUCAGGUCAACCAGCCCAUACCAUUCAAUAUAGAAUUUGUAACCACCAAUGCCUUAGGGCUUGCAGAGUUUUAUCGCACCUAUGAGGAAACUGCAGAUAAGGAUAUCAAAUAUUGUUUGCCCAUUGAAAAAGCUCAAGGACAUUUCCUUUUCGUGGUGGGAGAAGAUGAUAAGAAUCUCAACAGCAAAGUGCAUGCUCAUCAAGCCACAGCACAGCUGAUAAAAAGUGGAAAGAAGAAUUGGACUCUGCUGUCUUACCCUGGGGCAGGUCACCUCAUUGAGCCUCCCUAUGCCCCAUUGUGCUCUGCCUCAAGAAUCCCCUAUGUGAUCCCAAGCAUCAGCUGGGGGGGAGAUGUUAUUCUACAUGCGGCUGCACAGGAGCAUUCUUGGAAGGAGAUACAGAAAUUUCUCAAGAAACAUCUCAUCCCAGAUAUGAACAGCCAGCUCUGAGUGGCCUUGAUGGUGUUACUGGGAAGUAGAGCUGUUUAUCUCCUGACCAGUACCAUGUCUUACUUUCCAUGGAGGGAUGUCUCUGAUCUCUCCCUGGAUGAUGAAGGAAGCUAUUACAAGAAAAUGCAUGUGGGCAGAGAGUGAUAAUAUCUUGACUUGAAGGGGAAAAAUGUUUUUCAUGUAAUGAAAUGUCAGGAAGUAAGAACCCAAUAUCUGUACAAAUAAAAUCUUAGGCCUACAUUUCCUAAAAUUUUCAUCACCAUAACAAUCUUCUGUAAUCAUAAAUAUCAAGGAAAUUGUUAGUGAUAAACCACAGGAUACUUGCUUUGUAAAAGAAACACAAAAAGAUUUACAUGUUGGCAUUUAAAACUCACCAUUAAAUAUGCUUAGAUCAUUCUCAUUGUCACUGGAAAUAUAGACAGGCAUUUUAAGACCUUGGGAAUACAUGUAUGUAUACAGGAGCAUUGAAUUGGUUUACAAACAAUUUAUGUUAAUAAAUAACUUUUGCCUCUAAACAUUUAUAGUAUUUCAACAUUCUCUGUAAUAAGAAGGGAGCAACCUGACCGAGAGCUACACAAGUGCAGCCAAAAGAAGCAAGCAUGAUGAUGAGGGCUGUGGCCCUUUAGGUGAGGGGUUAGCAGUUUUGUUUUGUUUUUGUAAAGCACUG